Molecule: messenger RNA, 769 nt
Organism: Ceratosolen solmsi marchali
Lineage: Eukaryota; Metazoa; Arthropoda; Insecta; Hymenoptera; Agaonidae
Gene: Chmp1
Product: charged multivesicular body protein 1
Exons: 3
Coding region: 109-711 (200 amino acids)
Biological process (GO): vacuolar transport
Source: RefSeq, a predicted model, not a curated record
ACAAAUAAAUAAAGUUAAUAACAGCCAAGAGACCAACAAAUCAUACAAGUAAAAUUGUUACCUUGAAAUUUCUUAGUAAUUAUCACAACGGGGGCCGAACAAUCAGCCAUGUCUGUCUCUCAGAUGGAGAAAAAUCUUUUUAAUUUGAAAUUUGCCGUUAAGGAAUUAGAACGAAAUUCAAAAAAAUGUGAAAAAGAGGAGAAAGUUGAAAAGGCAAAAGUGAAAAAAGCAAUUCAGAAAGGUAACAUGGAGGGUGCAAAAAUUCACGCGGAAAACGCAAUUAGACAGAAAAAUCAAGCUCUCAAUUAUUUAAGAAUGAGUGCAAGAGUAGAUGCAGUAGCGAGUAGAGUGCAAACCGCAUUAACAACUCGAAAAGUUACACAAUCCAUGGCUGGUGUCGUGAAAGCUAUGGAUGCAGCUAUGAAGUCUAUGAACCUUGAAAAAAUUUCCAGUUUAAUGGAUAAAUUUGAAAGUCAAUUUGAAGAUUUAGAUGUACAGAGCUCGUAUAUGGAAAAUGCAAUGUCGCAAACUACAACCACGUAUGUUCCGCAAAAUGAAGUUGAUAAUCUAAUGCAACAAGUGGCAGACGAAGCUGGUUUGGAGUUGAAUAUGGAACUUCCAUCGGGACAAUUAGGAAGUAUAGGUGCCUCGACAGCUGCGAGUCAAGAACAAGAUGAAUUAACGCAACGAUUGGCUAGACUCAGAGAAUAAAUACAAAGAUUAAGAAUUUAUUGAUGCUAUACGUAUUAUAAUUUAUGUAUAUUUUAAA